AUGACCGAUUCGUACGAAGAGCCCGCCCUGGGCUCAACAUCGAGCGCUCGCCUGAACCCUAGAGACGGCCUUAAGAAGCGCCGUCACUCUUCCUACCAGCCUCAAUCAUGGUCCGCAGACAACGAUGACAUUCAAUUACUGGUCGACCGUUUCCUCAAAGAACUGGGCCGCCGUCUGGAGUUCCUUGACUCAUACGGCCAUCUUAAAUUCGACUCUGGCAUUGAUCGCGCAUACAGCACUCUCCAUGCUGUUCACGAAUCCUGCAGCUAUGUUUCCGACGAGGUCAUCGAUGCUGGUAGACGCCGCGCGAAAAUCAUGGUCGACCUCCUAGAGGAGCGCUAUAGAGGCGCCCUGGCAAAGAAAGAGACAUUGGAACACAAGGUCCGUGAGGGUGUCCGCUUGAUGGAAAAGAUCCUGGUCGACUUCGAGACUCGCGCUUAUGCUAUGCGUGACGCUGGACUAGGAGCAGUUGCCUCGGACCUCAUGGACUCUGGAAGGCGGAAGAUGGACGAGGGAAUGCACAUUGCUACCGAGCUGGUUGACGAAGGCAUUGACAAGGCUCGUCGUGCAAAGGAGGCUGUCAAGGACGCGGUCAAGACAAAAAUAGAUGAGGCCAUCAAACGCGCAAAGGAGCAGGGCCUCAUUGGCUAUCACGACCUGCCCGACCCAUGGAAGAUCAACCCGCAUAUUACUCGUGGUUACCGCUUCUGCGAGACCAAGCUCGACUGCUUGCGCUCUUGGCUGUCUUUCUCCAACGAGACAGUCAACAUCUAUUCUCAUUUCCUAGGUCUCCUAGUCGUUCUCUCCAUCGCAUUCUACUUCUACCCUACCUCGGUACAUUUCUCCAUGUCGACAAAGUCGGACAUUUUUAUCGCCGCUGUCUUCUUCUUCGCUGCAUCAAAGUGCCUGGUCUGCAGCACUGUUUGGCACACCAUGAACUCCAUCUCCAACCAAACUCUUAUGGAGAGAUUUGCUUGCAUCGAUUACACCGGUAUUUCAUUAUUGGUAGCUGCGUCCAUCAUGACUACAGAGUACACAGCUUUCUAUUGCGAACCUAUCAGCCGCUGGACUUAUAUGUCGCUCACAGCCGCGCUGGGUGUUGGAGGCGUCAUACUUCCCUGGCACCCAACCUUCAACCGAAAUGAUCUCGCAUGGGCUCGUGUCGCUUUCUACGUGACUCUUGCUGCUACUGGUGGUCUGCCCGUAAUCCAACUGAUCUAUACUCGUGGUGCGAGCUGGGCCAUCUACUUCUACGCACCCAUUUUCAAAAGUCUGUUUGUAUACCUCACUGGUGCAAUGCUCUACGCCGCCAAGAUGCCUGAGCGUUUUGCACCAGGCUUCUUCGACUACUUUGGUGGUAGCCACAACCUCUGGCAUUUCGCUGUUCUUGGUGGCAUCCUCUUUCAUUACAGCGCCAUGCAAAGCUUCUUCGGAGACGCUUUCAGGCGAGCAGAGAGUCAGUGCACUGUUUACUAG
Molecule: messenger RNA, 1476 nt
Organism: Aureobasidium melanogenum CBS 110374
Lineage: Eukaryota; Fungi; Ascomycota; Dothideomycetes; Dothideales; Saccotheciaceae
Product: adiponectin receptor protein 1
Exons: 1
Coding region: 1-1476 (491 amino acids)
Cellular component (GO): membrane
Molecular function (GO): signaling receptor activity
Source: RefSeq, a predicted model, not a curated record